AUGUCGACGUACCCACUCAGCAAAUACCAGGGUCAAUCAUGCGACUCCCGAUCGACUAGUACAAUCGUUCUUGUCAUCGAUCUUGAGCUGUUCUGCCCUGACUUUAAGAAAGUAGACGCAAUAUCUCCAGUGUUAUCUAAAUAUAUAACAAAGGUCAUUGACGUAGCCCCGAUGCUCGAUCAUAGACGCCCAUGGUAUCGGGACGACUUUACCACUUUCUUUUCCGAGACCAUCCAAAAGGCGAUAUUGAAGCCGUUACUCUUGCUGAGAGAAAUUGCUAGCGUCGAAUUUCGGGGCCCUUUCAUGCCGAAUAUUGCGGUCAAGCUUGGGAACAGCAUGAUAUCCGACGAGCAUGAAGAUCUUGACCACAGCUUUCAUCUUAUAACGUGGAUCAAGGAACUUGGAGUCAAGUCGUAUUAUGAAGGCAAUAUGAAGAGUGCAAUCUCAAUUUGGGGAGUCGCACUGAUCAGGUUGCUGUGCAUGCGUGAGAGUAAAGCCUGGACAAAGCUUAUGGAAAUGUAUGGAGAAACUCCGAUUAACAGGUUCGUGACGCUGCAAUGCUCAUUCAGUCUCAACUUGACACAGGCCGAGAUAGUUGGGUGGCGCGAAGCCUCAUGGAGUGCCACAAGGGAGACUGGCCUGGAUGUGGUCCGCAUGUGCCGCCACCAAGGAUACUGGAAGUAUGGCUACACCUGGACCUUACCUAACGUUCUGGCUGCGAAGUACUUUUACCGGACGGCUUUGUGCAUUAGACUCUGGAGACAAAUCUCGGAGACUGUUGUCGCUUUGGAAUCCAUCAGCCAAGCUCAGACGCUUGCACCUUACGAUCCCGCCAUACCGAAGGAGCAACGUAACAUCAAGAGGUGGGCAGGCAUGUUUUGA
This is a messenger RNA of Alternaria arborescens, 882 nucleotides long. RefSeq lists its product as hypothetical. The record is from RefSeq and is a predicted model, not a curated record. Bases 1 to 882 code for a protein of 293 amino acids. NCBI's taxonomy places the organism in Eukaryota, Fungi, Ascomycota, Dothideomycetes, Pleosporales, Pleosporaceae. The transcript has a single exon.